This is a messenger RNA of Phacochoerus africanus (Common warthog), 867 nucleotides long. RefSeq names its product cytochrome c oxidase assembly factor 4 homolog, mitochondrial. The transcript has 2 exons. The record is from RefSeq and is a predicted model, not a curated record. Bases 233 to 487 code for a protein of 84 amino acids. Lineage: Eukaryota; Metazoa; Chordata; Mammalia; Artiodactyla; Suidae. Gene Ontology annotation, cellular component: mitochondrial intermembrane space. Gene Ontology annotation, biological process: mitochondrial respiratory chain complex IV assembly.
CCCCCUAAGGCGACGCGUGCAGAACGAAGGGCGGGAUCUACACCAAGAGGCCACCAAUGAAGCGUGCGGGGGGUCCUCUUCCCCUCCCUACCCCUUUGCAGGCGCGUGCAUCUCACAGUAGGCUUGUUCCUGACGGGAGGAUCGGAAGAGUUCCAAUUGCCUGCAAAAUUGACGCCGUUGUGUAGGAGGGCGCGCUUGGGUCCUCUAGUUGACCUGUUGGAGACUCCCAAAAAUGUCAACUCAAGGCCAUACCUGGUCCCGACAAGUGAAGAAGGAGGAUGAAGAAGAGGACCCACUGGACCAGCUGAUCUCCCGCUCUGGCUGUGCUGCUUCCCACUACGCAGUGCAGGAGUGCAUGGCCCAGCACCAGGACUGGCGACAGUGCCAGCCACAGGUGCAGGCCUUCAAGGACUGCAUGAAUGAACAGCAGGCAAGGCGACGGGAGGAACUGCAGAGGAGGAAGGAGCAGAGCAGUGCCCACCGUUGAGACCCCUAACCAUUUAUUCCCAGAGGAGGCCCUGCAGAAACAAGCAUCCAGAGAGAUCAUGGCAAGAAGUCCUCAACAGUGGGGGUGUGGGCCAAGAAGUGUGAGACUUGGGGAUAGUCUUUGGGCCUGGGGUUGAAUGAGCAGUCUGCACAUGAGAGGCAGCCAUGGGUUUGCCAUGAAGAGCUGUCAUAGCAUCACGCUGAGAUCCCACACAUCCUUACCUGUUGUGUGCCACCAAAAUAGAUACUGACCAGUAUUUGCCACAUAAAACAGAGUGGGGUUGAGGGACGUUCUACCCGAUGUCUUGAGUCAGUGCGCCAAGCUCUGAGCCGAUUCUUUGGACAUUUAAUUUUCAAGUAAAUUCACAAUCUAAAAGUAAA